Molecule: messenger RNA, 1097 nt
Organism: Jatropha curcas
Lineage: Eukaryota; Viridiplantae; Streptophyta; Magnoliopsida; Malpighiales; Euphorbiaceae
Source: RefSeq, a predicted model, not a curated record
GACCUGUAGUCCAAAUUCUCAGGCACUGUACUUCGUCUGUGUGUAUAUAUAUCAGGUCCAGACCAAAAUACAUCACUUGUAAUUGAUCAACUCUCUCUCUCUCUCUCUCUCUCUCUGUUACACCACCAUAUUUUCAGUACCAAAAUGUUUGUGUUUCUUUGCAUUUUUUUCUUCCUUAUCUCAUCUACUACUGCUUGUGAUCGCUGCGUGCACCAAUCCAAGGCUGCAUAUUUCUCUAAAUCCUCAGCACUUUAUUCUGGAGCUUGUGGGUAUGGUUCAUUGGCAAUAGGGUUUAAUGGUGGACACCUUGCAGCUGCUGUUCCUACUCUGUAUAAAGAUGGAGCUGGUUGCGGUGCUUGUUUUAAGUUAAGAUGCAAAGACAGUAGCCUUUGUAGCAGCAAAGGCACAACAGUGAUGGUGACUGAUCUGAAUCAAAACAACAACACAGAUUUUGUUCUUAGUGGCAGAGCUUUCAUGGCAAUGGCCAACAAUGGUAUGGGCAAAGAUCUCUUGAAACAUGGGAUUGUUGACAUCGAAUACAAAAGGGUGCCUUGUGAAUUUAAAAACAAAAAUUUAGCUGUGCGAGUAGAAGAAUCAAGUCAAUACCCAAAUUAUUUGGCCAUCAAAUUAUUAUAUCAAGGUGGACAGACAGAAGUAGUAGCAAUUGAUGUUGCUAAGGUGGGUUCAUCAAAUUGGGGUUACAUGAGCCGAAAUUACGGGGCGGUGUGGGACACGAGUAGGGUUCCGGCGGGGGCAUUGCAGUUCCGAUUUGUGGUAACGGCGGGAUAUGAUGGGAAAUGGAUUUGGGCACAAAAUGUUCUUCCUGCAGAUUGGAAGGUUGGGACUGUAUAUGACUCAGGUGUCCAAAUUACUGAUAUUGCACAAGAAGGUUGCUCCCCAUGUGAUGAUGGGUCUUGGAAAUAAACCAAUUCCUACACACUAAUAAUAAGUUAUUUAUUUUUGACAAGAAUAUAACACACACAAAAACAUAUAUAUGUAGAAAUUCCUACGUUUGAAUUUUCUUAUACUGAUUAAUGUUGUCUAACAUAUUUCUUUUCAUAUUAUAGUAAAUAAAAUUCUACCUCUUUUACUCUGUA